Molecule: messenger RNA, 3657 nt
Organism: Gasterosteus aculeatus aculeatus (three-spined stickleback)
Lineage: Eukaryota; Metazoa; Chordata; Actinopteri; Perciformes; Gasterosteidae
Gene: slc17a6a
Product: solute carrier family 17 member 6a
Biological process (GO): neurotransmitter loading into synaptic vesicle; regulation of synapse structure or activity; synaptic transmission, glutamatergic
Cellular component (GO): excitatory synapse; synaptic vesicle membrane
Molecular function (GO): neurotransmitter transmembrane transporter activity; L-glutamate transmembrane transporter activity
Source: RefSeq, a predicted model, not a curated record
GCGCGCUGUCCGCGGUCCUGAAACCUCCUGCGGCUGCUGCCUCACCUCAGAUUGGACCGGAGCUCCGCCGCCCCGCACCGGCUGCACAUUUUCACUUUUGCAACUCGAUUUCUCGAAGAAUUGUAAGAAGAAAGAGGACUCACCACGCCCCUCACGUCCUGCCAACAAAAAAACAAAAAAAACCCUCAACUUUCCGUUUUCUGCGUUGCUGUUUUCUAAUCGCUGCCUGGAUCUUAAAAUGGCACUGCGUGGAUUAACAUUGCGCAAAGCGAAAGCGGACUUAUUUGACUGCUGUUGUGUGACUGUGAAAGCAGCCCUUUCAGACUGAACGUGUCUCCUCUCGUGGCUCAUCCUUUCAGGACAUCGAGACAUUUUUUUUCUGCUUUAAAGACAAGAGCACGUCGUUGGGAUUAAUAUUUUAACAAUAUGCUCAUUAAUGCAGCGCAUCCAUUUCUUACAGUAUUAUAGAAUUUUAUAGAGGAUUUGGAUAUGGAGCCAGGCAUGGAGAAAGCUGCCCCCACCACCAAGGAGGGAAUAAAACAGAUCGCAGGAAAGGCCCUCGGGAAAAUUUAUAGGAGGCUGGAAAAGAAGCAGCAGACAGGUGAGGCCAUCGAGCUGACGGAGGAUGGGAGACCCGCCGGGGAACCGCAGCGGAAGGCGCCCCUCUGUGACUGCACUUGCUUCGGGCUUCCGCGCAGAUACAUCAUCGCGAUGCUGAGCGGGAUGGGCUUCUGCAUCUCCUUCGGCAUCCGGUGUAACUUGGGUGUGGCCAUCGUCAGCAUGGUCAAUAACAGCACGAUCCACCAAAACGGCAAGAUCAUCAUCACGGAGAAAGCAAAAUUCAACUGGGACCCAGAGAUCGUGGGGAUGAUUCAUGGCUCCUUCUUCUGGGGCUACAUAGUGACUCAGAUCCCAGGAGGGUAUAUCUCCUCCAGGCUGGCUGCAAACAGAGUUUUCGGUGCUGCCAUUGUGCUGACAUCCAUCUUGAACAUGUUCAUCCCUUCUGCCGCCCGGACGCACUAUGGAUGCGUCAUCUUUGUGAGGAUAUUGCAAGGGUUGGUGGAGGGAGUGACUUAUCCCGCCUGCCACGGGAUUUGGAGCAAAUGGGCUCCGCCGCUGGAGAGGAGUCGUCUCGCAACCAUUUCCUUCUGUGGCUCCUAUGCUGGUGCAGUGAUAGCCAUGCCUCUGGCUGGGAUCCUGGUCCAGUACGCUGGGUGGUCCUGUGUCUUCUAUGUGUAUGGAUGCUUUGGGAUAUUUUGGUACAUGUUCUGGGUCCUGGUGUCCUACGAGAGCCCGGCGGAGCACCCCACCAUCACCGAUGAGGAGCGCCGUUACAUUGAGGAUAGCAUCGGUGAAACCGCCCAACUGAUGAGCGCGAUGGAGAAAUACAAGACCCCCUGGAGGAAGUUCUUCACCUCCAUGCCCGUCUAUGCAAUCAUUGUGGCCAACUUCUGCAGGAGCUGGACAUUUUAUCUGCUCCUUAUCAGCCAGCCUGCAUACUUUGAGGAGGUGUUUGGCUUUGAAAUCAGCAAGGUUGGAAUGGUGUCAGCGCUUCCUCACUUGGUCAUGACCAUCAUCGUGCCCUUGGGAGGCCAGUUGGCGGACUACCUGCGGACCCACAACAUCUUGUCCACCACCGUGGUCCGGAAAAUCAUGAACUGUGGAGGGUUCGGCAUGGAGGCCACUCUCUUGCUAGUGGUUGGUUAUUCUCACAGUAAGGGGAUGGCCAUCUCCUUCUUGGUUCUGGCGGUGGGCUUUAGUGGAUUUGCAAUAUCAGGUUUUAAUGUCAACCAUCUAGACAUCGCUCCUCGCUACGCCAGCAUCCUCAUGGGUAUCUCAAACGGGGUGGGGACCCUGUCAGGGAUGGUCUGCCCUCUAAUAGUGGGAGCCAUGACAAAGAACAAGACGCGGGAAGAGUGGCAAUACGUCUUCCUCAUCGCCGCCCUGGUGCAUUACGGGGGCGUGGUGUUUUAUGGGAUCUUUGCAUCGGGGGAGAAACAGCCAUGGGCCGACCCCGAAGAAACCAGCGAAGAGAAGUGUGGCUUCAUCGAUGAGGAUGAGCUGGCCGAAGAGACGGGUGACAUCGCCCAGGGUUACGGCGCCAUGGCCGGUCCGGCUAAAAGCUACGGGGCCACCGCGCAGCUCAACGGAGGCUGGGUUCAGGACUGGGAUAAGACGGAGGAGUAUGUUCAGGAACCGGCCGGGAAGAUGUACGCUGAGCGCGGAUACUCUUAAGCCAGACUCUCACGUCACGGAUCGCACAACAUUAAACGUAGGUGUUUAAAUCCAUCCUGUGUGUUCAAGUGAAACGGUCACUACUUUCAAAAAGCCAAUGUAAACAAAUAGUCGAAUGCAAUGCAGAACAAUCCUCACUAGAUUCUCACUCGCUCUCGUCACAUCUACCUACUAUAGGGCUUCACUAUAAAGAGAGCAAAGAAAAACUGCAGGCCUAUGUUGUACUUCUUAGGCACUCAAACCUCAUCAAUCUACUUGAACAACGGGAACCAGAUGACACUGCAGUUGACCAUCGAAUAGGGUCUUUCUCUGAAAUACCACUAUGAUUGCACUGAAACGAAGUAUUCUAAAUUUUAGUCAGUUUCUCAAAUGUGUUUUAUGUACUGUACAUACCUGUAUACUGUUUCUGUGAGACUAUUGUGGAUUUUGGGUCGUUGAUCUGUGUUAACAUUAAUAUAAAAGGCCAUAUUUUUCAUGGACAGCACCUUUUCAGGGAGAUGUCUGCUUGCAAAAAAAAGGUCUCCUUCUCCUGGAGCGAGGCCUAUAAUACUCUAUAAGACAAAAAUAGCGUGAGUGAAGUCGAACCGUAGAGUUUUAGUGUGUGUUUGCUGCAUGAAUUUGCUCAGAUCAAUGUAUCAGAUGCAACCGCCUCACAGUCACGGAUAGUCCUCAUUCGGCUCACUGCUUCGUUCCCAGAUAGGCGUCUUCUGCCAUUAUUAAUAAUAAGAUGAACUUUCAUAAUCAGGUGCCAGUCGUAAUUUGAGACCAAUCAAAAAAGUGUUGAUGGCGAUUGCUCAGAGGACAUUGUUUAUUGAUGUUUGGUGUGCACUGCAAUAAAUUCUUGUACCAGCCGCCACCCGUCACAUUCUGUUUUGUAAUGUAACACUGGCUUGCUGUAUCUAACUGUAAUUGUUUUGGAGUCAUGUGAUGCUCAGCAUUAAGGUGUGUGUGUUUUAACAAAUGACUAGUGUCUGGAGAAUCCAGCUUUAGUGCUCAUGGUGCAGGACGAGUUGCAUUUCGUCAGCGAGGAAUGCAGUAACGUGUGUGAACAACCGGGUUGUCGUGAUCUCUUGGUGUUUCUCUCGGUUGUUCUCAUUGACACCAAAAGUAUUUUGUUGACACUUUGAUAUCGUCACGUUCGAUCGGACCACUUGAGUUAAAAGACCGCUCUUCCACAUGCAUUUAUUUGCUAUUUGUGCACUUUCCUAAUUUUAUUGUAUGAAAUUUGCAAGGAUGUUUAAAAUAUAUGAAUAUUUAAGAAUGUUUAAGCUGACCAAAAGAUGCUAUUGCGGCUUUGUGCCUAAAGUUUAUGUAAACAUAUAAAUGUGAUUUUAUGGCUUCUAAUAUUGUGUUUAAUGAAGAGGUAUGUUGAUGUCAAAAGUGUUAAAAGUAUAAAGAAUACUAUCAUUUUAUAAAAACUCC